Molecule: messenger RNA, 363 nt
Organism: Phytophthora sojae
Lineage: Eukaryota; Oomycota; Peronosporomycetes; Peronosporales; Peronosporaceae
Exons: 2
Coding region: 1-363 (120 amino acids)
Molecular function (GO): phenylpyruvate tautomerase activity
Source: RefSeq, a predicted model, not a curated record
AUGCCGUACGCCUCCAUCACCAGCAACGUCCUCAGGUCCAGCGUCGACAAGGCUGCUGCCAGCGCCGCGAUUGCCAAGACCCUCGAGGAAUCGUCCGGUUUCCCGGCUGCCUUCAUGAUGGUGGAGCUGAACCUGGAAGUGCCUGUGCUUCUGCAGCUCAACGAUGAGCCAGCAGCAUAUGUGCACGCUCGCUGCAUCGGUCGCAUCGACUCUGAGCGCAACCCCAAGACCAUCGCGGCUCUCACCAAGACGGUUUCCGAGCAGCUCAAGGUGCCCGCGGAACGGAUUUACGUCGUGCUGGAGGACAUCAAGGUUGGCAACUGGGGUGCGGCCGGCACGACGGUCGUCCCUCCUACGAACUAA